Messenger RNA from Podospora pseudocomata, 1863 nucleotides. It is a transcript of the gene GNA1, whose product is annotated as Glucosamine-phosphate N-acetyltransferase-like protein. The transcript has 2 exons. Gene Ontology annotation, biological process: UDP-N-acetylglucosamine biosynthetic process. Gene Ontology annotation, cellular component: endoplasmic reticulum; Golgi apparatus; endoplasmic reticulum-Golgi intermediate compartment. The coding region runs from base 1348 to 1863 and encodes 171 amino acids. Gene Ontology annotation, molecular function: glucosamine 6-phosphate N-acetyltransferase activity; monosaccharide binding. The record is from RefSeq and is a predicted model, not a curated record. NCBI's taxonomy places the organism in Eukaryota, Fungi, Ascomycota, Sordariomycetes, Sordariales, Podosporaceae.
GGGAGGAAGAAAAGAGCGGUGGGCGUGGCGAAACAGCUAGAACGGCUGGCCAGCCCUGAGAUUGUCACAAUUAUGCGUUCCAUGAUAGUGCUGGAGGCAUUCCACAUCGUCACUGGGCUCUGCAUUUCUGUGGGCCCCAAAGGCUAAUUUGGCAUGUGAUGACGUGGGGACGGUCAUCUGCCGGUCGUUAGGGGCGCCAUAGCGGCAUUAGCGAGCAGACUCCAACUGCCAAACAGGACCCAACCCAGCUAACCCCGCCUUUCGCACUCCACUAUCUCCAGCAACGCGGGGCAGAUGUGGCGGGUAUCGAUGCACAAAUGUUGGGCUGAUGAGUUGGAGAUUGGCUUUGACCGGCGCUGCGGUCCUCUCUACAUCACUUCAUCAUGACCGCCAGAAACAGGCACUCAAAAGUCGGCAAGACUCCACGGCCAUGGGCCACCCUCUUUUCUCUCUGCGGGGCCAUCAAGACGGAUGCAAAAGCAUCGGAGGAGGAGGAGCGAGCACUCGCCCAUCCAAGCUUUACACAGGAACGGUCAAGCCUCUGAUGCGGUGCGCCUACAGUGGUCCUUCCCGACAGACUGGGUCGGGGCCAUAGCACAAAUCAACGACAAACUACUUUGGGUCGUGAGAGGUUGGUUCCAGGUUGGACUGGGCGUUUUCUUAUCGAUCUGUUUUCCAAGAUUCGUGGUGGGAGCUGCUGGGUAGCUGGUGGGGUUCCCAACAGCAAGCGAUCCCGCUUUCUUAUCACUGUGCAACAAACAGGGCUGGCCCGAACCAUUCCCGAGCCCUUGAAUCGGAAGCGGCUACUUAGGGGCUGGUCCACGCCCUGGACAAAAUAACUGGCACUGCAAAAGUAAGUCAAUAGAGCAAAGUAUUCUAAACCACACCUUAAAAAUAUAGUUAAUAAACAUUGAAAGAUAGUUGAUAGACAAUCAAGAAUGGUUCAUACACCUAAAAGGAUACUAAAUAAGCUUCAAAAAUAAUUAAAAUGGCCUGUCUUCGUCUUUUAGAACAAUUAUUAUACGUUUGGCUGACUGGGAGUACCAGCUAUUUUGUCCACAACGUGCUGUCGAAACCCUGGCCAUUGACCAUUGACCACCUCGAUUCAACAUCCGCAUUCCCUUUCGUGAUCCAUCUUGUUCUCAUUGAGCCGACAACGUUCGCUUUCCGCAUUUGCACCAGCCGGUAAGAGAACCUCCCACACGGAGUUCCGUACGUCUUCUCCUCUCUUACGACUACCUUCCUCAAUUCGACAAACUGUACCAUCUUGUCGCCGUUUGGUCCGACAUCGCUCGAUCGAUCCAGCCCAACGCACGUAGCCAGAACACGCAGACGAUCACUUUCACAAUGAGCACCCAAGAUCUUUUCUCGGCCGACCUCCUUUCUCCCAGUGUCCAGGCUGAGCUCCCAGAGGGUUACAAGCUCCGCGCGCUUCGGUCAGAAGACUACGAGCAUGGCUUUCUCGACUGUCUUCGGGUCCUGACCACCGUGGGGGAUAUCUCCCGGCAGGAGUUUGACGAACGCUACCAGUGGCUGGCCAAGCAAGACGGCACUUACUUUAUUCUCGUGAUUGAAGAUACCAACUUCAACCCACCCAGGGUCGUGGGUACCGGUGCGCUGAUCGUGGAGCGCAAGUUCAUUCACGGCCUUGGAAAGGUCGGACACAUCGAAGACAUCGCCGUUGCGAAAGACCAACAAGGGAAGAAACUGGGUCUUAGAAUUAUCCAGGCUCUCGACUUCAUCGCCAGAGAGACGGGUUGCUACAAGACAAUCUUGGACUGCAGCGAGCACAAUGAGGGCUUCUACGUCAAGUGUGGAUUUAAGAGAGCGGGGCUCGAGAUGGCCCAUUAUCACAACAAAUAA